ACGCACGCACGUCAACGUCAGGUGGCAUAUACUAGACCAAAAGCUUCAGUCUCUGUAUUUUGGUUGUUCCGCUGAACUGCGUGGGCUCACUCACCAAUACAUGUGAAUGGGGAUUAUAGUAAAAUGUCAGAAAUUGUUGAAUAAAUCCCCAGAAACGACGGUUAUUCCUGUCUAGUGGCAUACCAGAACAGAAACUGAAACUUUUCCGAAGCACCAGUGCCUAGUCUCAACUGUCUGCCUGUUAUAAAUGAAGAAACCCUGGUGUCAGAUUCAAGGUCCAAGGAUAACCCGGUUCACCAACACUAUUUGCUAGCAAUGGGCAUACACGGCAGGGACGAGUGCAAUUAAUUUUGGGAUUAUCGUAUUGUAGGGGGCUGAAAUCUACAUGUACCCCAAAAAGAUGGAGUUCGUCCCGAAACGUAAAUCAGUCCAGUAUGUACAUGCUUCUGUUGUUUGCGAUCUGUGUGAAAAACUUCCUUCUAGACAUUACUGUGAUCAUCCUGACUGCAAGAAAUAUAUAUGUAAUGAUUGCAUUUGUAUUCACAACAAGCUAAUGAAAAACCACAGCAAAUUUCUACAGCAUGUUGUGGUAAGUAAGUUAAAGAUCAAUUGUUCGAAGCCUGAACACUCAGACAUCCCUGCCUGUCACUUAUGUGUACCUAGCAAGGACCCACUUUGUGACGUGUGCUGUGAUGAACAUUGUGAUCAAAUUCAUGAUUUCACGGAGAUCCAGAGUGCUUUAGCAAAAAUGAAGAUUGAGAUGAGUAUCGGUUUGGAUAAACUCAAAGGUCAGGUCCAACAGUGUCACGAAUCAAUUGCUAGCGGUGAUGAACUUAAAGCAAAAAUCACUGAAAUAUGUGCAAGCUUUAGGGAUGACCUGCAAACAAAAUUUCAAAAGAUUUUCCAGCUAUUAAAGGAGCAGGAAGAUGGAAUACUGCAAACACUUGAAGAAGAUAAGCAACAGAUGCUUAAAGAUGUACAGAUGGUCAUGAAACCUGUUCUGGACCAAACAGAUGCAUCCAUAGCAGUCAUCGCUGAAGCACAAGGUAUCAUUGAUAGCCCAUCCGGCAGAGUAAUCUUAUCAGAAAAGGAUCUUGUCAUUCAGAACACGAUGCAGGAAACAAAGCAGACAAGUGAUGUGCUCCGAUUCAAUCAUGUAGGCCUAGACUCUCUAAAGAGUCAAAUAUCAAGAAUCAAGAUAGUCCCGGAAGAGACUACAUAUGAUAUUGGUCAGGUAAAGCAGGAGUGGAAGCAGUUGCCUCAUAUUCCUUUGACUGCAGCUCAAAGCUCUUACAUAGCCCCUCAUUGUGAUGGUGGCCAUGUUUUGGGAGCAUCGUACCUUGUCUCUCAGCCCCGGACAUCUGCAGAAACUCCUGUUGCACCUCAGGAGCAGGAUCAUUAUUAUACCACGCUUUCCAUCUUCACUUACGAAGGAAAGCUCUCCUUUUGGGCUGAUAUUGGAAAGCCCCUUGGAAAUGAAAGGAUAAGGGGAAUCGCUGUUUUUCCUACCGGUAAUGUUGCUGUUCUGGGAAAGAGUAUCCAGAUCUAUGGACCAGACUUCAAGCCCCUCUCUGACAUUCAGCAACAUCCUGGUCAUGAAUGGCAUUCCAUUGCUGUGGCACCAUCUGGCAAACUGCUUGUUGGCGAUUGCACCAAUGGCCGUAUUGACAUUCUGACCUUAGGAGUUAAAGAGGUUACAUGUAAGUCUAUUUCAUGUGCUGAGGUCAAGCCUCGGCAGCUAUAUGCUCUUCCUGCUGAUAAGUAUGUCAUUGUACAACCAGGACACGAAGAUACAGAACCCAUUGUCAAGGUUAUCAAUUCUGAUGGCCAUGUUGAAACAUCAGUGUCAGAUAAUUCUUGGGAAUACGUAUACUGUUCUCCUGAUACUUUGGGAAACCUGUACAUCGCAGCUUUGAAAAUGGAAAACAAAGAAGCUGCUCCAGCGGGGACAAUCAAGCAAAAGUUGACAUUUGCAAGGUAUACCACCCUCGGAAGAAAAAAGGAGAUAAUCUUUGAGGGGGAGAUCAGGGAGACCAGUUUGGGUGUCAGUGUUGCUGCUAAGCAGGUAGCAUUGAGUCUUAGAGAUAAAAUUAUGAGAUUUGUGUAAUGAUUAAGAGGGAGGACCAAAGCGGAAGUUAAUGGGAAGAGAACUUUUGCAAGCCAAUCUGCAGAUAUUGUUAGAGAGAGAGAGACCCUCUUAUCAUUACCGUCCUAAACUAGUUUUAUACCAAAAACUAGUUUAGUAGAAAGCAGUUUAAUGUGUAAUAAGAAUGCUUGAAGCAGUCUUGGAAGUGAUCUUCCAGACCAGUUCGGAAAACCACCUCGCGACGUAGUUAUCAAGGUUGCUUUGCCUCAUUAAACUGGCAUAAGCCUUAAUGGGGACAUAAACGUUUUUCAAGAAGCGAUCUUCGCACGUUUUGAGCGCGCUACUCCAUAGUCUGUGUGUAGAAUGUCUGCGUUGCAGUUUCAAAUUUUGUGCAAAAUAUGUCACCCCACUGAGAGCGUUCCGUAGCAGCAUGACCGCUUUACGUGAAGUGCUUUUGAAAACUACUUUUUGAUGAUCAAAUUGGAAUGCCAGCAAAGGGAUCUUCCAAACUGUUUUCCUGAACCACUUUCAAAUAAACGUGUUAUGUAGUAUGUUUUUAACUUCCUGUUAUCCUUUCAGUCAUUCACCUUCACUUGUUAACAAACUCCCCCGAUGUCGUCUAAGAAUUCCCAAACCCCCAAUACCAUUUAACUCCUAAACCCCGACCAUAAAAGACCAACCCUAAGUGACGUCAGCUAACUUCAAGGAACAAAAGUUCUAAGAAGUAUGACUCACACUUCCAGCCCCAGUCACUUGCACAGAGCAUCACCACACCCCUUAUAACAGAGAAAGUUUGAUAGACAGUUACCUGUAGACCAAUCAGAGCAAGUUUAGAUCCCUCCCACCUUAAAUUGUUACACCCCCAAAACUAAUGAUAUAAAUAAGACUUCUUUAUUAUUAGAGAGAUAAAACUAGACCCACACUCAUCCAUAUAGACUGACUGACUUCAAGACUUAAACGUCCAUCCAAUAUUAUUUUAACUUCAGAAUCUUAACCUUAUACUUCGAAAUUAUUUUAUUCAUCGUCUCCUGUUUUAUCUGAAUCUUCAUAGAUAUCUUCAUGUACUUCGAAUUGUAAACUAGCUGAUUAUUGAUUAUUAAAUAGCCUAACCUGUGAUUUUGAACUGCAAAUAACUCUCUUCAGAGUUCAUCAUUUAUGUUCACUUAAGCUUCCCUUUAUAUAUUACCGAUCCCAAACAUGACAGUAGACUGAGAAUGGGGUCAGAGAGCACUUAAAUGCCAUUUUUCAUUUUUUUUCUUCAAAUGUUUCUUUUGACAUUACGUUUUAUUCUGUGCAUAGGAAAUUGUAUAGAAAUUAUAAACUUGAUAAGAAAGUGAUAAUAUACAUGUAGGCAUUGAUUAAAUCGCUAUCUAGUAAACAUUCCAAGUAUUUUUUUUGUUUUGCCCUUUUCCUCCUUUCUCUUCUUCUAUCUUUCUUCUCUUCACCUUGUAAUACAGUGCGUAUAAAAAAAAAGUUUACACUUAGAAAUAAUCCUGUAAAACUAUAAAUUUGUAAAAUCCUGGAGUUUUUUCCAUAUUUAAACAUAAAUACAGAUCUCUUUAAGCAAAUGACGAUAUAACUGUCGAAAAAUCUUUCCGCUUGAGUGAGCACCACUUACUUUUGAAAAGUUCGUGAAAAAUGAUUUGCGCAGAACUUGGAAAUAGUUAUAUGAAUAAAAGUAGGUGUAUAUUAUGAAGAACACAUGAACUUUAGCUAGGAAGAUUGAUAUCUUUUACCUUUUUAACUUUAUAUUUCC
Molecule: messenger RNA, 3842 nt
Organism: Lytechinus pictus (painted urchin)
Lineage: Eukaryota; Metazoa; Echinodermata; Echinoidea; Temnopleuroida; Toxopneustidae
Exons: 3
Coding region: 386-2107 (573 amino acids)
Biological process (GO): protein monoubiquitination
Molecular function (GO): ubiquitin protein ligase activity
Source: RefSeq, a predicted model, not a curated record